This is a messenger RNA of Papilio xuthus (Asian swallowtail), 763 nucleotides long. RefSeq names its product histidine-rich glycoprotein-like. The transcript has a single exon. Bases 40 to 762 code for a protein of 240 amino acids. The record is from RefSeq and is a predicted model, not a curated record. NCBI's taxonomy places the organism in Eukaryota, Metazoa, Arthropoda, Insecta, Lepidoptera, Papilionidae.
CUUCCGCUAGCUAACAAACGGAGAAGUCCACUUGCAAAUAUGAGGGGUCUGUUGGUGCUAGGAGUUUUGUGCCUCGCUGCAGCUUGCUUCGCUUACGAAGUCGCCGAGUCCGACCUCGCGGUAGCCGAGACCAAAGGCCAUCACCACGAGCACGGCGGCGGCCACCACCAUCACGGACAUCAUCACCACGAACACGGCGGAAAGGGAGGCAAGGGACACCACGGUCAUCAUCACCACCACAAGGGCGAUGAGGGGCACUACGGCAAACAUCACGACGAGGGACAUCACCACGAGCACGGAGGUGGCCACAAGAAACACUGGGAUGAACACGACCAUCACGGCGAGCACCAUGAGCACGGACACCACCACAAGGGCGACAAGCAUGGCCACCAUGAACAUCACGACAAAGGUGAACACACCGACGGAUACCACAAGAAGUAUCACAAGGACCACUUCCACAAGGACCACCACUUCCACGAUGGACACCACGACGAAGGCAAACACCAUAAGCAUGGUCAUCAUCACGGACACCACGAAGAACAUGGCGGUCACCACAAGAAGGGAGGUCACCAUCACUCCGGCCAUCAUGAGGGUCACCAUGGUAAACACGGACAUCACGAUAAACAUCAUUAUGACGAGGGUCAUCACGGACACAAGGGUCACCAUGGACAUGAGGGUCAUGAGCAUCAUCACCACGGCCACGGCAAGAAAGGUGGUCAUGAUGAUCAUAAGGAAUGGGGAUUCCACCACGGUAAACAUUAAU